AUGUACACCAUUGUGACGAUCGUGGUCGCUCUGCUGGCGAUCAUCUUCGCACAAUCUAUCUACAACUUGAUCAACAAUCUAAAUGCCGCCCGGCGGUCGAACUUGCCACAUUUCAUUCUCCCCUUUGACCAAAACGCCUUUGUCUGGGUGGUAGCAUCAGUCCCGCUCCGGCCAUGGCUGAAGAAGAACUUGCCAGCAUGGUUGUACCAUCGCGUGGCGAUGACUAUCUACGGCUUCGAGUUCAGUGAGAAGCGUCGCAUGCGCGAUCCUACCUCGACGCCGCGUGCAGUCAACCAAAGGACAUAUGCCUUGGUCACCACUGGCCAUUUCGAGAUUAACACGCGAGACCCCGAAUUGGCUUCGGAGAUUCUGCGUCGACCGAAGGAUUUCCAGCAGCCGGAAAUUAUCACGCUGUUCCUCAACAAGUUCGGACACAACCUUCUGACGAGCAACGGUGAGGACUGGAGCCGACAGCGUAAAAUCAUUGCCAGCGCAAUCAACGAACGCAUCUCCAAGACCGUCUUCGAGGAAAGUGUACAGCAGACUCGCGGUCUCUUAGAGGAGAUUGUCGGGGAUGCACAGUCCGCGGACACCACACGUAUGUUUGACGCCAUGAAGAAAAUCACCAUCAACGUUCUCAGCGGCGCCGGCAUGGGUGCCAGGGUACAAUGGCGAGAAGACGUCAACGAGAAGCCGCGGCCUGGUUACAAAAUGACUUACAUCGAAGCAUGCAAGACCGUCAUCAACAACAUGAACGGUCCUAUCAUCCUGCCUUCAUGGUUCCUAGCAAAUUAUCCAUCUUCAUGGCCUGGACAUGAUUUGUUCAAAAGGCUUAGUUACGCGGUGAAGGAGUUCCCCAUUCACACCAAAGAUCUCCUGGCUCAGGAGAAGGAGAGAGCAGAGGCUUCUGGUGGCGAGGCACGAAACAAUAUCAUGAGUCAAUUAUUGCAGGCAACCAGCGCCGGAGCGGCAGAGAAGAAAGGUCUCACUGACGAUGAAACUAUGGGCAAUCUCUUCGUCUUUACCGCUGCAGGAUUCGACACCACGGCAAAUACUCUUGCGUAUGCGAUCAUGCUCAUGUCGCGGUAUCCCCAAUGGCAGAAAUGGGUCCUCGAGGAAGUCGAUGAGAUCAUGCCCAAGGAUGAAACCACGAAACUUGAUUAUUUGACCGUCUUUCCCAAGGCGACCCGAGUAAUGGCAGUGCUAUUCGAGACACUCCGUCUCUUCCCUCCGCUUGUCCACAUGACCAAAGAGACCAAGACGGCGCAAACACUCACGAGCUCCGCCGGCACGUACUACAUUCCUCCUAAGACGACUGUGUACGUCAACACGGUCGGUCUGGCGCUCGAUCCGGAAGUGUUCCGCAACCUCAAUUUGGCGGAGGGAGAGGUGCCAAGCAAAGACGACGAGCUCGCAUUCCGCCCAACAAGAUGGAUCAACGCGGCAGGAAGCGCACAAACUUUCUUUCAAGCGCCGAAGGGCGUCUUCAUUCCUUGGUCGGCAGGCCCACGCGUUUGUCCCGGUCAAAAGAUGGCGCAGGUCGAGUUCACAUCGAUUUUCUUGACCCUGCUGUGGAAGCAUCGGAUCGAAGCCGUGCCGAUCAAGACUGGGUCGGACAAGUCACAGGAGACAAGCUCCCAGGUCAACGCUAGAUUGGAAGCGCUGAUGUCAGACAGCAGCCCGAUCAUGACGUUGCAGAUGAACGGUGUAUAUGAUGUCGCAGAUGAGGUCGGAAAGGGAGUUCCCAUUCGCGUAAUUCGCAGGAAGUAA
Messenger RNA from Dissoconium aciculare CBS 342.82, 1770 nucleotides. RefSeq names its product cytochrome P450. Lineage: Eukaryota; Fungi; Ascomycota; Dothideomycetes; Mycosphaerellales; Dissoconiaceae. The transcript has a single exon. Gene Ontology annotation, molecular function: iron ion binding; oxidoreductase activity, acting on paired donors, with incorporation or reduction of molecular oxygen; heme binding. The coding region runs from base 1 to 1770 and encodes 589 amino acids. The record is from RefSeq and is a predicted model, not a curated record.